Pimephales promelas (fathead minnow) is the source of this 2056-nucleotide messenger RNA. It is a transcript of the gene b3glcta, whose product is annotated as beta 3-glucosyltransferase a. Gene Ontology annotation, cellular component: membrane. The record is from RefSeq and is a predicted model, not a curated record. Gene Ontology annotation, molecular function: glycosyltransferase activity. Lineage: Eukaryota; Metazoa; Chordata; Actinopteri; Cypriniformes; Leuciscidae.
GGUAGUGACAAGCACUGCCCAUUUUGUUGUAGUUAGCGAUGUGGCCACUAGAGGCCGCAGCCGAGGCGCGCGUUUAACAGGAAAUGUCCUCGCAAAACAAAGCUGUGUAAUGAUCGGCGUGCACUGUACUAGUGAGUGAGUGUUGGAUAGAAGAUCAGUGCAAACAUUCUGCUCAAGCGAACUGGUUGUCUGUGCUAUCCGCGCUUCGUAUUACUAUGCUUCCCAUACACUCUCAAUACGGAUACAGUGUUGCUCAAUAUUUCUUGCUUUUGUCGCUUGUGCCCCUCAUCACUGCAAAAGGAGAUGAUGUGGAGAGUCAUGAAAAGAUCCAUGACGCUGACAAACCUCCCUCUGAGAGUCAGCUCGACUUGAAAGAAGUGGUGUUUGUCAUCCAGAGCCAGAGGAACUCUUUCCAUGUGCAGCAGGCAGAGAAACUAAGAAAAGACCUUCUUCAGCAGACACAAGCUCUUCAAGAGAGUCCCCCUGUCAUCCUGCUCCUGCACACACUGUCAGACAAUGAGGGAGACUGGAGCAUUCUCCCACUGCUGCCUUACUUGUCAUCACAGUUUGGGAAGAACUCUUCUUGGAUCAUGUUUCUGGAGGAGGACACCAGAGUGAAACUCCAUAAACUUAAUAAAGUCCUCAAAAAAUUUGACCGCAGAAAAGAGUGGUUUCUUGGCAAGGCACUCCAUGAUGAAGAGUCCACCAUCAUCCACCAUUAUGCCUUUUCUGAGAACCCAUUGGCUUUCGAGUACCCAGACUUCUCUGCAGGAUGGGCGCUUAGUAUCCCUCUUGUCAACAGGUUGACAAGCAAAAUGGAAGAUGAGCCUUUAAAAUCAGACUUCACCAUAGAUCUAAAACAUGAGGUGGCGCUGUACAUUUGGGAGGAUGGAAAGGGACCUCGACUAACAGGUGUUCCAGAACUUUGCACACUGUCAGAGGAAAAUCCAAGAGCACAAAACUGUGCCACCACUGUCAGAAGCCAUUCACCACAGUGUGGCCAGCCUGUUGAUUGUGAAAACAUCUUUGUAGCGGUGAAAACUUGUAAGAAGUUCCAUUCUGACAGAGUUCCUGUGGUGAAGAAAACAUGGGGUGAACAAGCCGCACUGCUGGAGUAUUACAGCGAUUACGCAGAUCCCUCUAUACCGACCAUCAAUCUGGGAGUCCCAAACACAGAAAGGGGUCACUGUGGGAAAACAUUCGCCAUUUUAAGAAGAUUUUUGAGCAGUCAUGUGCCCAAAACCGAUUGGCUGUUGAUUGUAGAUGAUGAUACUCUUAUAAGCUUGCCCAGACUGCAGGCCUUGCUGAGCUGCUAUGACUCCAGUGAGCCAGUGUGUCUGGGAGAGCGCUAUGGGUACGGAUUGGGUCAGGGAGGAUACAGUUACAUCACUGGUGGUGGGGGGAUGGUGUUCAGUCGAGAGGCUGUGGUCCAGCUGUUGGCCAGCGGCUGUAAGUGCUACAGCAACGAUGCUCCUGAUGACAUGGUUUUGGGCAUGUGUCUCAAUGCUCUCCGAGUUCCUGUCACACACAGUCCCCUGUUCCACCAGGCUCGUCCAGAAGAUUACGCAAGGGAGUUCUUGGCCCACCAGACCCCCAUUUCCUUCCACAAACACUGGAACAUAGACCCUAUUGUGAUGUUUAACAAGUGGUUGAAGAAUGGCAAACACACAGAAGGACUACAGAAAAGCACUAAAGAAGAAUUAUAGUGUCUGAGUGUGCGUGUGAGAGUAGUAGUGAGAGUGUGUAUGUCUGGUCUGGCGUGUGCAAAUGUUAUUGUUCGCCCUUCAUUGUUACAUUAUGUUUUUCAAUUUUGUGAAUCUUGCACAAACAUAAAUGGAAGGAUGCCUUCUGAUCUGUAUGAAUGUCCUUUACAGUCGUUUUCUUGGGAGUUGCAUGUCUCAAAUGUCUGAAAUAUUAAUAUUCCACAAUUAACCCAACCUGUCCAAGGUUAUUUGUAGGUUUAUUUUUAAACACCUUUGUUUUCUAAAAAGAUUUUAAUUGUGUGUGAAUUAUAAUAUUGAAAUUUAUGAUAAACUUCAAAUCCUGUUGCCUUAAA